Messenger RNA from Erigeron canadensis, 1457 nucleotides. RefSeq names its product metal tolerance protein 9-like. Gene Ontology annotation, biological process: monoatomic cation transport; transmembrane transport. Gene Ontology annotation, molecular function: monoatomic cation transmembrane transporter activity. Lineage: Eukaryota; Viridiplantae; Streptophyta; Magnoliopsida; Asterales; Asteraceae. The coding region runs from base 122 to 1342 and encodes 406 amino acids. The record is from RefSeq and is a predicted model, not a curated record. Gene Ontology annotation, cellular component: membrane. The transcript is spliced from 6 exons.
AUAUAUAUGAUCUUCACCCCCGGGUCUCUCUCAAAUUGCAUAUUUUUCUCUCCAUAUAUAUCUCUCAAAAAAAAAAAAAAAAAUAGUUCGUUGAUAUACAACUAUAUAAUCAUAAUAAUAUAUGAUGGAAGGUGAUAGUGGUGAUACGAUUUCUGAUGACACGGCCGCUGCUCAUACGACGAACCUCCUCCUUUCGCCGCCACAACAACAACCGUCUUCAUGGAGACUUAACAUUGAUCAAUUUCGAGUACUGCCUCAUCAAACGUCGCCGAAUUCUAGUUCAACCGGUGGAUUCUCUGGUUUUCACCGUUUGUUCCGUCGUACUCCAAAGAAGCGUGGAAAGGUUCAAGAGUACUACAAGAAACAGGAACGACUACUUGAAGGGUUCAAUGAGAUGGAAACAAUCAAUGAAGGAUGUUUACCUGAAGGCUUGACCGAGGAUGAAAUGAAGAAUCUCGCUAAAAGUGAGAGAAUGGCGAUCACUGUGUCAAAUGCGGCUAAUUUGGUCCUUUUCAUAGCAAAAGUUUAUGCUUCUAUUGAGAGUAGAUCUCUGGCUGUCAUUGCAUCAACAUUGGACUCACUCUUGGACUUGUUAUCCGGAUUUAUAUUAUGGUUUACUUCACAUGCCAUGAGAAACCCGAAUCACUUUCAUUAUCCAAUUGGGAAGACCAGAAUGCAGCCUGUUGGGAUCAUUGUCUUUGCGUCGGUAAUGGGUACCCUUGGGUUCCAAAUAUUGCUCGAGUCUGUUAGACAACUGGUUGCCCAAACUAAACCUGACAUGAAUCCUGAUAAUGAAAAAUGGGUGAUUGGCAUCAUGGUUGGUGUCACAGUGGUGAAGUUUAUGCUCAUGGUCUAUUGCAAGAGAUUUAAGAAUGAAAUAGUAAGGGCUUAUGCUCAAGAUCAUUUCUUUGAUGUUGUCACCAAUUCUGUUGGAUUGGCUUCAUCUGUUUUAGCCGUUCGCUAUAAGUGGUGGAUUGACCCCGUGGGAGCUAUAAUCAUUGCACUCUAUACGAUCAGUACAUGGGCGAGGACAGUUAUGGAGAACGUCCGGUCACUAAUAGGGAGAACGGCUCCACCAGACUUUUUAGCAAAACUGACUUAUUUGGUAUGGAACCAUCAUGAGGAAAUAAAGCAUAUUGACACAGUGAGAGCAUAUACAUUUGGUUGUCAAUACUUUGUGGAGGUAGACAUUGUGUUGCCAGAAGAUAUGUUGCUCCACAAAGCUCAUAAUAUUGGGGAAAUGCUGCAAGAAAAACUUGAACAAUUACCUGAAGUUGAACGUGCCUUUGUUCAUAUCGACUUUGAGUUCAGUCACAGACCUGAACACAAAGCCAAGGUCUGAUAUAUUCAAUUGCAUUACAUCUUGCAACACUUUUUAUUCUUGUUGCAAGUUAAUAAACAUUGUAAACAAAAUGAUCAAUCAUCAUAUGGCCUUUUUAAAGGUUCCGUUUUGUGAA